Scophthalmus maximus (turbot) is the source of this 4467-nucleotide messenger RNA. Its product is annotated as selenocysteine insertion sequence-binding protein 2. Gene Ontology annotation, biological process: selenocysteine incorporation. Bases 192 to 2600 code for a protein of 802 amino acids. Lineage: Eukaryota; Metazoa; Chordata; Actinopteri; Pleuronectiformes; Scophthalmidae. The record is from RefSeq and is a predicted model, not a curated record. The transcript is spliced from 17 exons. Gene Ontology annotation, cellular component: ribonucleoprotein complex. Gene Ontology annotation, molecular function: mRNA 3'-UTR binding; ribonucleoprotein complex binding; selenocysteine insertion sequence binding.
AGCAUGAUGGCUCCGGUAGCUAGCUGCCACCGUGCUAUCACACAGGUCGCUUCGCCCGGUGAGCUAACGCGAUGUGGGCGCAGAUACACGCUUCACCGUGGUAACCGGGAAGUCUGACAACACGCAGAGGAUCGGGGGCAACAUGCGGAGACGGUGUGACUGAAUCUAGGGAGGAAAAAAAAGCGCUAAAAAUGGACAAGCCUUUUGACCCUAAACAGCAGAGGAGACAUAUAAAGGAGCCUGCUGAGUCACGCACAGCUUCACCACCAACUCAUAUAUUACCAAAUGAGUCUGAUGUUGGCUCUUUGUCAAGGAACCACUUAGGUCCGAGCCCAAAGCCAGCAAGAAAAACAGGCGAUGUACCGAGGAGUCAUGGCUACAACAACAGGCGCCAAGUAAGAGACACCAGUGAUGAUGUCCUACGGAGAGACUGGUCCCUACGGGACCAACAAGCAAAGGCAUCAAAGAUCAGCAAUGACUCUCCUGCUCCCGGCAGAAUCCUGGACAAGAACACAGUGGGUCCACAGAAAAGAGGGUUUAAAGGUUCCAGACCUGCCCCGAACUCCGCAGGGACGCCGAAACCAGCAAAGACCAACUUUGUCCCAUUCGAAGUGAAGAUGGCUGAUUUUCCAGAGUUGGCCGGUGUUCCGCUGGGUAAAGCAGGGCCCCCUGUUCUUCAGAAAGAGUGCUGGGGUCCAACUCUUCCAUCCCCAAGUCCUCGAAUGCAAACGUCGGCAUCUGACUGGAAGUCUGGCAGGAGACGAUCCCCCACUCGGCCUGAUCCCCAACAAAGUGCCACUAAUGUGAAGCCAGACCCAACUGCCAUCCCACCAGGUGAGCCAGUGGUGACAUCCUGGGCUAAUGUCGCCUCUCAGCCUCCAAGGAAGGUGGUCCCUAAAGAGAAGACAAUCAGCAUGCAGACAGAGGAAAUGGCUGCAGAGCAGGAAGAGGACUCCCCGGGGAAGAAGAAACGGAAGAAAAAGAAGAAGAAGAAGACGACUCAAGGUGCUGGUGACGAUGCAGAACUGGAGUCAGAAGAACUGGCAGUUUAUCAGGAGCCUCCAAAGUUUGAGGAUGAAGAGGAGUUCCCAGGCUUGACUCCGGCUUUCACUCGGACUGAUAGAUUGAUAAGCAGCAGCAAUGCAGCAAAGCUAUGCAAUGAGGAAAACCAAAGAGUUGGAGCUCAGCGACAGUCUGCUGACCAGAACAAGGAAAAGUCAACUGCAGCAAAAACUCUGCCCACGGAGACGGCUAAAAAAGGACAGAAAACAGAAAAGGUGUCCGGUAAGAAGAGCAAAGUUCCUGUUCAGCUGGACAUCGGAAACAUGUUGGCCGCUCUGGAAAAGAAGCAGCAGUCUCAAAAAGCCAAGCAAGAUGCCAAGCCAGUCAUUCUCUCAGUUGGUGGGGGACUGCCUGUUGUCCAGAAGCAGCCAUCAGUCCAGAAGAAGCCGCCCUGGCAGCAUGAUAAGAUUGCACACAAUCCCCUGGACUCCACCUGCCCUUUGGUGAAGAAAGGAAAGCAGAGAGAGGUGCCCAAAGCCAAGAAACCCACUCCCCUCAAAAAGGUCAUUUUGAAAGAGAGGGAAGAGAGGAAACAGAAACGUUUGCAGGAGGAGAGAGGUCUGCCGCCUGAGAAUGAGCUUGAACCUUCUCAUGAUCACGCCGAAGAAGAGCAGUGCGACGCGAUUAUCACAGAUGACAUUCAAACCUUAGAUGAGGUUGGGAGUCCUACAGAGGACCUCGACGAUCAGUCUGAGUUAAGUGGCACAAACCAGACGGUGAAAGAAGCAGAUGAGGAGGAGACCGACAAAGAUGAAGCCGUAGAGCAACCAGCCACCUCACCUGUGCCCUGCCCAGUCAAUCGACCUAAAAUCCACAACAGGAAGUUCAGAGACUACUGCAGCCAGAUGCUGAGUAAGGACGUGGACGAGUGUGUGACGACCCUGCUGAAGGAGCUGGUGCGUUUCCAGGACCGCCUGUACCAGAAGGACCCCAUGAAGGCCCGCAUGAAGAGGCGGCUCGUGAUGGGGCUCAGGGAGGUCCUGAAGCACCUCAAACUCAGGAAGGUCAAAUGUGUCAUCAUCUCGCCAAACUGCGAACGAAUCCAAUCCAAAGGCGGCCUGGACGAGGCUCUGCACACCAUCAUCGACACGUGCCGCGAACAGGGGUUACCGUUCGUGUUCGCACUCUCCAGGAAAGCUUUGGGUCGCUGCGUCAACAAGGCGGUGCCCGUCAGCCUGGUGGGCAUCUUCAACUAUGACGGUGCACAGGACUACUACCACAAGAUGAUCGAGUUGUCAUCUGAGGCCCGGAUAGCCUACGAAGUGAUGGUGUCAAGUCUGGAGCACACGGGCCAGGAAGAGGCAGAGGCAGAACAGGCAGAGCCCAGUGGGGAAGAGCUGCAGAUCAGCAGCCUGGCUGUGGAGGCUGAGCCCAGCCCUGACCCCACACACCCAGAAGAACCAGAAUACAUUAAGAUUUGGAAGAAAAUGCUGGAGAAGGAGUACAACCAUACAUUUUUGAACUUUGAGGAGCAGCUGAGCUCCUUGUGCGUGGACAGUGAAUGUACGGGAAACACUGAUGAAGAUUUGAAGAGUUGACAGUGGCGAAGCCGUCCGUGCCUGGGGAAGAACCCACUUGUGCUGAUCACCAGCUUAGAGGAAACCACUAGAAGAAGCAGCACAAGGUUCUCUUUUGUAGUGGAUCUCGACCUGGGGUUGGGAUUAACAGGAGAUUCAUAAUUUUGUUAAUAUUUGCCAUUAUGAUUGGGCGUUUUUUUUUUUUAAGCUAAAAGAAUUUUUGGGUGUUUGAAAUGUGUGUGUGAGAGUGUGUGAGUGUUGGUUGUAAACUGGAAAGGUUAACUACUACUACUAGGACCAAAGCUGUCACUUGAAGAGAUCCCACAAUCUGAAUUUUCAACCAUGUCGUCUGUGAACAUGUUCCGAAUGUGUGUAGAAAUAUUAACAAACUAUUAAGGACUAAGAACUAAUCAGUGAUCAUUUUAUUUUAGACUUUAGCCUGAGAGCUGUUGUCUGAAUUUUUUUCUUCUUUUUCUUUACUAAUUUGCCUAACUUAAUUUAUGGAAAGUAGAGACACUAGAAUGGCACUCAGUAGAGUGCAAACCUCCGCCGAGGCCCAACAGUCCCCUUAAAGUCAAGCCACACUAAAUUACACAAACUCAUAGAUACCUGUCCCCUAAAUAUGGCAGUUUUCAAUUCGCCUUUGGGAGAAUAGUGUACAUCAACAGCCCAUUAAAAGAAAAUUUAGUAUACUGUGUUUUAUGGACAUAGCAUGUGCAUUUUUUUCUCAGGAUUGUUUGCGUAACUUCACAGUUGAUAUAUUUUGUGCAGAAAUUCACAAACCGAAACUACAAACAAAGAAAAUAAUUUUCCAACAUCGUUGUAGAACAUCUUACUGACCCUUACUUGAGCCCAGAGUCCUAAUCCUCCAGGUCACAGUGACACACCUAGGUUGAGUUAGAAAUUGUUCUUAAUUUACAUAAAAGAAAUGAAAUCUUUUCUACCUGACAUGGGAGAAUUUUAUUGUGCUUUUCAUGAGAUUGCACUAUAGUAGAGCAUAUGAUUUUGAUAACAAUAAGUAGGUACAAUGCACAACAUGUAGGACUGCCCCUGAUCUGCUUCUUUUAAUAGGAAAGUUGAGGGAAAACUAUCUGCAAAAUGGCAAAAUUAUAAAUGUAAUAAAAAAGACAUUGACAGUAUUAAAUUGCUGGCAGAUAAUUACAUUAAAAGAAGCAAUAAAUUGCCACAUUUGAAAGGGGCAAAACAAAUUAAGUCAGAAAUCACAUUUGAUGAACAUCUUUAGUUAGAGAGGACUCACUUUUAUGAUCAUGUGAAGACUUGUAGUUGUAAUUUUGAAUUGUUGAUUUAAACAUUUUCGUUAUGGUCUGAUGUGGAAAAGUGCAGAUAAAGGACCUUGUUUUCUUCUUGUUCUUUGGAGUCUGUGAGGUAUCGGGUUCAAGCAAGGUGAUGUGAUGACAAAGUCUCACUGAAUUAGAAGUAGGACGUAGUUCUACACCAAUAAAGAAUAUGAAAAUUAAAUUGUAAUGCUAAAUUAUACAUUUUCUCAGAAUUAUCUUGUUUGAAUUUUGAUUUUCUUUACACCUGAAACAGACAAUUUAGUCAAACUUCCGGAAUUUCUAAUUUGCAAUAUGCAUCGUGCCACUCUUUGUACAUUGUCCUUGUUUGUAUGAAAUAAAAUGAUUUUGAGAUAAUUUUUACCAACAUAUUCAAAUUCUCUUACUACUUCUCACCCUAAAUUGGUAUAAAAAUUUGAUCUCUUUAAAUGCCUCGUACAAUGUGAUGUCAAGUAGCCUGUGUUGGCUCUACAUGUCAAAGGUUUCUUUUCAAAAGGAUUCCUUUUCUCGAAGUUAAAAAACUUCUAAAUUCAGUUGCAUUGUGUCCUGCAAAAUAAAUAUUGUUUAUUAUGAAAUAAAUUGAUUAUAAGGAA